AUGAACAAUAAUACAUUACCUGGAUUAGCACGAACAGCCACUUUAUUUGCAGUUGAGCAAGAAGAUGAUGAAAUAACUCUUAUUCUUCAAGAUUAUAUUAGAAGAAAAUCCAAUCGAAAUACGCCUGAAAGACUUCCAAUAAUAAUUGAUGAAAGAUCCACUAUUGAUGAAAGUAGUGGUCAGAUAGAGUUAGAUGAAACUGAAAAAGAUGGAGAAAUUAUGAUAGAUACAAACCUCCAAAAUGUGAAAAAUCUGAACAGGGUUAUUACCAAAGGUCAGCCGCCCAAUCAAAGGUAUUUGAGUAGUGUGGAAAAGGAACAGAAUGCUCGAGGAAAGCCCAAAACUAGAGGCUCUUAUAAAUGUCGUGUUUGCAAUGGAAUAGGACAUAAUGCCGCUUUUCAUAAAAAUGUGAGUAAUAAAUAA
This is a messenger RNA of Rhizophagus irregularis DAOM 181602=DAOM 197198, 423 nucleotides long. NCBI's taxonomy places the organism in Eukaryota, Fungi, Glomeromycota, Glomeromycetes, Glomerales, Glomeraceae. The record is from RefSeq and is a predicted model, not a curated record.